UUGCCAUCUGCGUGCUCGCGUGUGCUAGUGUGACAGCGGCUGUCGCUGUGGUCCUGGCCGUGGGAGGCGGGCUCGGCGGAGCCCAGCCGCGCGGGGACCGGCCCGGGCGCCCGGUCUCCCAGAGCGUCGCGACCGCGUGGCCCGGCCGAACCCAGAGACCACCACCCCAUUUGAGCGUAGUCGCGAUGUCGAUAACCGGGCUGAAGAAGCAGUUCCACAAAGCCAGCCAGCUCUUUAGUGAAAAAAUAAGUGGUGUUGAAGGAACGAAGCUAGAUGAUGAAUUUCUUGAAAUGGAAAAGAAAAUAGAUAUUACCAAUAAAGCUGUUGCAGAAAUUCUUUCAAAAACUACAGAAUAUCUUCAGCCAAAUCCAGCAUACAGAGCUAAGCUGGGAAUGCUCAACACUAUGUCGAAGAUCCGAGGACAGGUGAAAACCACCGGGUACCCACAGACGGAAGGCUUGCUGGGCGAUUGUAUGCUGAAAUAUGGGAAGGAACUUGGGGAACAGUCCACAUUUGGCAGUGCACUGAUAGAAGUUGGUGAAUCCAUGAAACUAAUGGCUGAGGUGAAAGACUCCCUUGAUAUUAAUGUAAAGCAAACUUUUAUUGAUCCACUUCAGUUAUUACAAGACAAAGAUUUAAAAGAGAUUGGGCACCACCUGAAAAAGCUGGAAGGCCGCCGCCUGGAUUACGAUUAUAAAAAGAAGCGAGUAGGUAAGAUACCAGAUGAAGAAGUCAGACAAGCGGUAGAAAAAUUUGAAGAGUCAAAGGAGUUGGCUGAAAGAAGCAUGUUUAAUUUUUUAGAAAAUGAUGUAGAACAAGUCAGCCAGUUGGCCGUGUUUAUAGAGGCAGCAUUAGACUAUCACAGACAGUCCACAGAGAUUCUGCAGGAGCUACAAAGCAAGCUACAGACACGAAUAUCAGCUGCAUCAGAGAUCCCCAAGCGAGAAUACCAGGCAAGGCCCAUAAAAAGGAGUUCUAGUGAGCACAAUGGGAUUUCUGCCACUUCUUCAACAAAGACAACAGGUCCUAACAUCCCCAUGGACCAACCCUGUUGUCGUGGUCUCUAUGACUUUGAGCCAGAAAACCAAGGAGAACUAGGAUUUAAAGAAGGGGACAUCAUUACAUUGACCAAUCAAAUAGAUGAAAAUUGGUAUGAAGGAAUGAUACACGGGGAAUCGGGAUUCUUCCCCAUUAAUUACGUUGAAGUGAUCGUGCCUUUACCUCAGUAAAUGUGUAACUCAAACUUUGGACAUACUUUCAUAACUGAAAUGAAUUCACACCAAUGCUCUCAAUGUGGUGUUCUGUGACAUCCUUGCUCUUUGAUCAACUUAAGAACUUUUGUAUGUGUGUUGUUUUUUUAAUGUAUUUUGUAUCACUUUAAUUUGUAUAAAUGACUUUCUUGUCUUAGCUGCAAUAUAUAUAUAUAUAUAUAUAUAUAUGUAUAUAUACAGUUUUCUUUUUUGCUUAUUGUCCUAAAUGUAUGUGCUUCUUGUUGCUAAAAACAAACAGUACCCAUUGGAGUUAUAGCAACAAACUGUCUAUAUUCCUCAGGUGCAGUGGUUUUAAAAGGCAACAUUUGAAACUAAGAAAUGCUACAUGUUUUGUUUCUUGACAUUACUGAUGGCCUCCAUUUUUUUCCUUCAGCGUGUUUUAGCUUACCUUUGAUUAGCCCAAUAAAUAUGACACACUGUAUUG
Messenger RNA from Orycteropus afer afer, 1695 nucleotides. It is a transcript of the gene SH3GL3, whose product is annotated as SH3 domain containing GRB2 like 3, endophilin A3. The record is from RefSeq and is a predicted model, not a curated record. Gene Ontology annotation, cellular component: cytoplasm; presynapse; glutamatergic synapse. Lineage: Eukaryota; Metazoa; Chordata; Mammalia; Tubulidentata; Orycteropodidae. Gene Ontology annotation, biological process: endocytosis; synaptic vesicle uncoating. Gene Ontology annotation, molecular function: protein binding.